Molecule: messenger RNA, 8657 nt
Organism: Bombyx mori (domestic silkworm)
Lineage: Eukaryota; Metazoa; Arthropoda; Insecta; Lepidoptera; Bombycidae
Gene: P5CS
Product: delta-1-pyrroline-5-carboxylate synthase
Exons: 10
Coding region: 141-2498 (785 amino acids)
Cellular component (GO): mitochondrion; cytoplasm
Molecular function (GO): glutamate 5-kinase activity; ATP binding; glutamate-5-semialdehyde dehydrogenase (NADP+) activity
Source: RefSeq, a predicted model, not a curated record
UUGAAACAAAAGCGCUUCGUACUGUCGCAUCGCAUUUAUAUCCUAGACGCCGACUGGACGAUCGAUGUACGUUAUUUAAAAUUAAAAUAACAAAAUAUUUUUAUUAUUUAUUUUUGCCUUCUUGAAUUAAUUGAUCGAGAAUGUGUUACAAAUUCAUGUUUUAUUUGAGAGCCGGUGUCCGUUGUAAUAAUUUAUUGAAUUCGUUCGUUUCUCAAAAGAGAAGUUUCUCAGUUCACGGGAUAUCUUUGAAUGGCUUGAGCGUAGACAAGAGAGCAUUGGCUAGCGCUGAAAGGAAGCAGAGAACCUUCACUGACAGAUCGCAGCUAAAGUACGCCAGAAGAUUGGUUGUGAAGUUAGGUAGUGCUGUGAUUACGAGAGAAGAUGGAAACGGACUAGCUCUCGGUCGACUCGCUUCUAUUAUAGAACAGGUCGCCGAAUGUCAUCACGAAGGACGCGAAUGCAUAAUGGUGACGAGCGGCGCCGUAGCGUUCGGGCGGCAGAAACUGACGCAGGAGCUGCUCAUGUCUUUAUCCAUGCGGGAGACUUUGUCACCAAGCGAUCACACUAGAGAGGACGCAGGCAGCAUUUUGGAUCCGAGGGCCGCUGCGGCGGUCGGUCAGUCGGAGCUCAUGUCGAUGUAUGAUGCCAUGUUCUCUCAGUACAAUGUCAAAAUUGCACAGGUAUUAGUGACGAAACCAGACUUCUACAAUGAGGAGACUAGGAAAAAUCUCUUCUGCACGCUAUCGGAGCUGAUCUCUCUUAACAUUGUACCGAUCGUGAAUACCAAUGAUGCCGUCAGCCCUCCUAUGUACAUUCACGACGACACCGUUGUACCUGGGACUGGAAAAAAGGGUAUCGGUAUUAAAGACAACGACAGCCUCUCGGCGCUUCUGGCUGCAGAAAUCCAAUCAGAUCUUCUCAUCAUGAUGUCGGAUGUCGAUGGUAUUUACAACAAACCGCCCUGGGAAGACGGCGCGCGGAUGAUGCACACAUUCACUUCCAACGAGAUGGACCAGGUUCAGUUUGGGAAGAAAUCUAAGGUGGGAACAGGUGGUAUGGAUUCCAAAGUCAAUGCCGCCACUUGGGCCAUGGCGCGUGGAGUCAGUGUGGUCAUCUGUAACGGUAUGCAAGAGAAGGCGAUAAAAACCAUUAUUAGCGGUAGAAAAGUGGGAACAUUUUUUACGGACUAUGUUACUAGCUCCACCACUUCUGUCGAUGAAUUGGCUGAGAAUGCUCGUACUGGUGGUCGAGCUCUUCAGCAACUGACUCCUCUAGACAGAGCGUCUGCUAUUCACUCGUUAGCAGAUUUACUAUUGAGCAGACAAGAUCAGAUAUUAGAAGCAAACAACAAAGAUUUGGAGGAAGCUACCAAAAAUGGUGUAGCGAAACCAUUGCUAAACAGGCUGUCGCUCAGCCAAAGUAAAUUAAAAACUUUAUCGGUAGGAUUGAAACAAAUAGCUGAUUCAAGUUACGAAAACGUCGGCAGGGUGCUUAGGAAGACCAAAUUGGCUGAAAAUCUCAUUCUAAGACAAGUUACUGUACCUAUAGGUGUAUUGCUAGUUAUAUUUGAAUCUAGGCCUGAUUCGCUACCACAAGUCGCGGCCUUAGCUAUGGCAUCAGCUAACGGUCUUUUACUCAAAGGCGGAAAGGAAGCAGCGUACUCGAAUAAAGCAUUAAUGGGGCUAGUUAAGGAAUCUCUUAAAACGGUCGGAGCCGAAGAUGCUAUUUCUUUGAUUUCGACACGGGAAGAAAUAAGUGAUUUGUUAGCUAUGGACAAACACAUUGAUUUGAUAAUACCGAGAGGAUCGUCGGAACUUGUUCAAAGUAUACAGAAACAGUCGCAGCACAUUCCCGUAUUGGGACACGCUGAAGGAAUAUGUCAUGUGUAUUUAGAUAAAGACGCCGACACAACUAAAGCUUUGAAGAUAGUACGCGAUGCGAAAUGCGAUUAUCCGGCCGCUUGUAAUGCUAUGGAAACCUUACUUGUGCACGAGGACCACAUCUCAGGAUCAUUGUUCACUGACGUUUGUAAUAUGUUGAAGAACGAAGGUGUGAUAAUCCACGCCGGUCCAAAACUAGCGAGACAGUUAACCUUCGGUCCUGCGCCGGCGAGGACCAUGCGUCAUGAGUACGGAGCCUUGGAGUGUUGUAUUGAAGUCGUCAAGGAUCUGGAUGAAGCUGUUGAUCAUGUCCACAAAUUCGGCAGCUCGCACACUGACGUUAUUGUCACGGAAAACGAAAACGCAGCAAAACGGUUCUUGACGGCAGUGGAUAGCGCCUGUGUUUUCCACAACGUGUCGUCUAGAUUCGCUGAUGGCUUCAGAUUUGGUUUAGGGGCGGAAGUCGGAAUAUCGACUGCAAGGAUACACGCAAGAGGUCCAGUCGGUGUAGAAGGUCUGUUAACAACGAAAUGGAUAUUGGAGGGAACUGAUCACACUGCAGCCGAGUUCAAUGAGGGCAAACGAAACUGGAUACACGAGAAAAUGCCAGUCGCAUGAACCUUCCGAAGCAACGUUUGGAUGAAACUGUAUUACUUCAAUAGAAUAUUGUCGAGAAAUAUGGAGAUUAGAAUAAUUUAGAUUAAGUCUAACCAAAGAUGGAUAUUAGGUGCGGAAGUGAAUGAGGGAGUAUUUUGUAAACGAAACUCAUUUUUGUAGGUAUUAUUUAGUAUGUUUAAGGUAAAGUGGAUGGAAGACGAUCCAGAGGUCGUAGCCGAAAAAGAUGGAGUGACCAAGUGUCUGAGUGUCUGGACAUGAGACUGAGCCACGCACUUCACUGUGCCACAGACCGACAUAAGUGGCUACAAAUUACAAAAAAAGGUCACAGGCGGGCGCAUCACGAUGCUCAGCAAUGAGCGAUCGACUGAAGGAGGAGGAUUUAGUAUGUUUAUAUAUUUUUUUGUUUUGUUUCGAUGAUUUUAUUUAUUUUUGUAUUUAGUGCAUAAAAGAAGAAAAAAACGUUUUUUAAAUUAUGCAUUUUGGAAUAUUAUUUUUCAUAUAGAUCUCUUAUAGAUUUGAUUGAGAUUUUGAUUCGCGCAAAUUUUUCAUUGUAAUUUUUUUUGUGUAAAUACUGUUUUUUUUUAAGAGAUUUUUUAUUGCUCUUUUCGAAAUCUAGCUCUAAUAAUAGUCGUGGCCUAACGCAUAUGAGGCCCGAUGUACUUGUAUAGAUGCUACUAUGCCGAUGUUUCAAUCUCGCAGGUAGAAGUACCUACCAAUGGUUCUAAUGCAAUACGAACUUAAUGAAUAUUGAAGAACGACAUGUAAAUAAAAUCAAAUCCAAUAAAUUUUUAUGUGUAUUGUAUAUCUACAAUGCUCUUACUACUACAACGGUAUGUUUACUGGUGGUAGGACCUCUAGUGAGUCCGCGCGGGUAGGUACCACCACCCUGCCUAUUUCUGCCGUGAAGCAGUAAUGCAUUUCGGUUUGAAGUGUGAGGCAGCCGUUGUAACUAUACUGAAACCUUAGAACUCAUAUCUCAAGGUGGGUGGCGCAUUUACGUUGUAGAUGUCUAUGUGCUCCAGUAACCACUUAGCAUCAGGCGGGCUGUGACUUCGUCCAUCCAUCUAUGCAAUAAAAAUAAAAUAAAAAACCAUCCAGCCUAAUUCUAUGGGGAAACAUUCAUGCGUGCCCCGAGUAUUUACACUACAUAAUUGAAACUUAGCCUGUUGUUUCAAGCUAGGCGACAUUUACAUUGUGCUUUUUAUGAGCUUCGAUGAUCACUAAACCCAAGUUCAGCCUUGAUCUCUAUCGUCCAUCUACAAAGUAACCAAAUAUAAGACGAGCUGACCACCCGUUUAAUGUUAAGUGAUCAUCGGCGCUUAAGGACAUCAGGUCUGGUCAGGUCAGGUCAGGACUAAGGUCCAUCACUGAGGUAUAGUUUUGAACCUCGUGUAAAGAAGAUCGUGUCAGUGUGUGGAAACACAAUGGAUACGAGAUCAUUUCAGAGCCAGACUGUAUGCGGAGCAGUGAUUUUUAGAAAUGAACUGUGAAGGAAUUCAACUUCCUAGAGUACUUUAUAUGGUACAAAACAAAAAGAACAAUUGUCUAUCUGACCUUGAGCCGCCAAGCGAUUGAGCAGGUGACGACAACAAUGAUCUAAACUACCCACUUCUUGUGAAUUCAAGUGGAUUCAGCUUGAUGCCUUCAAGCUACGAUUCAAUGGGCCAAAACUGUUAUAGCUUUGUAUAUUAUGGUACUCCAGCUCUGACAAUAUUUAGCGCUUCGUAUAUAAAAAUGAAAGAACAUUUCGUAAAGUAAUAUAAUUAAAAAGUACUAUUACGAUUUAAUUUCUCAUUUUUUAUGGCGAAUUAAUAAUAUUGUUUCGUGUUCACUCAUGGACGACGAAAUGUGAGAGACAAUGAGUAUAAUAAGCGCGAAAUUAAGCCGUAAAAGUAUUUUCUAUUAUAUCUACUCGACUGACACGGUGGUUUUUUUUUAUUUUUUUUAUUGCUUAGAUGUGUGGACGAGCUCACAGCCCACCUGAUGUUAAGUGGUUACUGGAGCCCAUAGACAUCUACAACGUAAAUGCGCCACACACCUUGAGAUAUAGUUCUAAGGUCUCAGUAUAGUCACAACGGCUGCACCACCCUUCAAACCGAAACGCAUUACUGCUUCACGGCAGAAAUAGGCGGGGCGGUGGUACCUACCCGUGCGGACUCACAAGAGGUCCUACCACCAGUAAUUACGCAAAUAUAAUUUUGCGGGUUUCAUUUUUAUUACACGAUGUUAUUCCUUCACCGUGGAAGUCAAUCGUGAACAUUUGUUGAGUACGUAUUUCAUUAGAAAAAUCGGUACCCGCCUGCGGGAUUCGAACACCGGUGCAUCGCUUCAACACGAAUGCACCGGACGUCUUAUCCGUUAGGCCACGACAACUUCUAAAAAGUGCAGUAGUUAGUUGAGUUGAGUUUUGCGCCGAGGGUCGUGGGUUCGAUUCCCCCCAUCGGGAAAACAUUCGUGUGAUGAACAGUUUUGUUUUCUCUUUGUCUGGGUGUCUAUUAUCUAGAUAUUUAUUUAAAGUAAACCUAUAAAAGUAUGUAUGUCAGUCUCUGGUACCCAUAGCACAGGGAAUCCUAAUUUGGGGCCGGAUCACAGUGAGUGAUUUGUUUCCAGUUAUUCUCAGCUAUCUACGACUCGCGACAACUAACCAAAAUACUACCUAGUCAGGUUAUAAAUUCUGUCACAUGUUUAAUGUAAAACAAUUGAAACAAGUUUAUUCACUAUGUAACCAUUCAUAUACCAAAAUUAACUUAACAAAACAUAGAUUCUUAUGACACUAAAGUUUAUUAAAAAUGACCUCCGUGAUUAUGAAUACAGGCCUUCAAUCUGCGCGGCCAGUCGUCUAUCGCAGCACGAACGAGGUCCAUGUCAAUAUCGGCGGCUGCUUUAAUCAAGGAUGUCUUGAGUGACUCCAAAUUGGGAUGAGGCUUUGAGCACGCUUUUUCCUCCAAGUGUUGCCAUAUCUUGUAAUCUAACGGAUUCAAAUCUGGACUGGAGGAGGGCCAGUCUUCGUGCCGCAUGAAGUCGAUUUCACGCGCCGCCAGCCAGUCUUGUGUGCUCUUCGCUCUAUGAGCUGGCGCCGAAUCUUGUUGGAAUACCCAGUGCCUGUUAUUGAACAUGGUAUGAGAAACAGGUUCCACAAGGUUCGUCAGGACUGUAUUUUGACACACAACUGCAUUCGUUUUUACACCUUUCUCACAAAAAUGUACCUCUGUUAAGCCCCAAUACGAAACUCCCAACCAUACCAUGAGCGAGGAUGGAAAAUGACCUCGUUGGAUACGCGGAAUACGGUUGCUCGCUUCUUCACUACUGUGUGCGUACACCUUAUCAUUUUGUUUGUUGUAACUCUCUUCUACGGUAAAAAAUUUUUCAUCCGAAAAAAUAAUUUCCCGAUAUUUUUUUCCCGCGUACCGCUUCAACAAAGCGCGGCAUCUCUUCAGUCUCAGGUCCAUUAGACGAGCAUUCAAACGAUGUCCUGUUUUUCUUCGAUAUGCCCGAAGCCCUAAGUCUUCAUUUAACACCCUUUUCACCGUGGUUCUGCUUAACCACAUCUGAAGGGCCAACAGUUUCUGCUUACGUUUGGAAUUUCUUUGAAUUCGCGCCUUCACAUCUUUUAUCACUGCUGGAGUCCUAACAGACCGAGGGCGACCACUUCUUGACCUGUCAUCUACACUAGAGUCUUCAUUGUAUCGUUUGAUGGUACGAUAAAUGAAUCUUUUGGUUAUAUUAAAAUUUUUCAGUAUGUUAAAAAUUUGAAUUGGCGCGUAACCGCAACGAUGCAACGCAAUAACUGCAACACGGUCUUCUUUAAGUGUCCACUCCAUAUUUAAAAAUGAGUAAAAUUCUAAAAGUAUACAUUUUUAUUUUCAUGAACAAUUCGAAAUUCGAAUUCAAUAAACUUUUUUGUGGCCAGCAUUCUAAAAGAAAAGUUUUUACUGUGUGACAAUACUUAUGACCUGACUAGGUAUAUUAUAGUGUCUUUUAGAUAUUAUAUAUAUCAUAUUGAUAUAUAUUAUAUACCAUUAUUAUAUAUACAUAUUAUAAUACAUAUUAUAAAUUCGUAGGGGAAAUUAAGAUAUGGUUAUUGGACACCAGAGACAUAAAGUACCUCAGCUCUACAAACAUGAUACAGCGUCAGUCGUGUUGGACAAUGGUUGUCAAACUGGAAGGUUUUAAAUGCCCCACAAUAUACUUUUUUCCCACUUAUUUGCCGGUAGCCUAAGGGGCUGUUCCAGUUACGCAUGAAAGGGACAAUAUACUAACUUAAUAUACCUAUAUGUGCGUUUCUUUCAAAAUAAGUAGUUGAAGGUUUUUGUAAAUUAUAUACCUAGUCAGGUCAUAAAUUCUGUCACAUGUUUAAUGUAAAAUAAUUGAAACAAGUUUAUUCAUUAUUUAACCAUUCAUAUACCAAAAUGAACUUAAUAAAACAUAGAUUCUUAUGACACUAAAGUUUAUUCAAAAUGACCUCCGUGAUUUUAAAUACAGGCCUUCAAUCUGCGCGGCCAGUCGUCUUAUCGCAGCACGAACGAGGUCCAUGUCAAUAUCGGCGGCUGCCUUAAUCAAGGUGUCUUGAGUGACUCCAAAUUGGGAUGAGGCUUUGAGCACGCCUUUUCCUCCAAGUGUUGCCAUAUCUUGUAAUCUAACGGAUUCAAAUCUGGACUGGAGGAGGGCCAGUCUUCGUGCCGGAUGAAGUCGAUUUCACGCGCUGCCAGCCAGUCUUGUGUGCUCUUCGCUCUAUGAGCUGGCACCGAAUCUUGUUGGAAUACCCAGUGCCUGUUAUUGAACAUGGUAUGAGAAACAGGUUCCACAAGGUUCGACAGGACUGUAUUUUGAUACACAACUGCAUUCGUUUUUACACCUUUCUCACAAAAAUGUACCUCUGUUAAGCCCCAAUAAGAAACUCCCAACCAUAUCAUGAGCGAGGAUGGAAAAUGACCUCGUUGGACACGCGGAAUACGGUUGCUCGCUUCUUCACUACUGCGUGCGUACACCUUAUCAUUUUGUUUGUUGUAGCUCUCUUCUACGGUAAAAAUUUUUUCAUCCGAAAAAAGAAUUUCCCGAUAUUUUUUUCCCGCGUACCGCUUCAACAAAGCGCGGCAUCUCUUCAGUCUCAGGUCCAUUAGACGAGCAUUCAAACGAUGUCCUGUUUUUCUUCGAUAUGCCCGAAGCCCUAAGUCUUCAUUUAAAACCCUUUUCACCGUGGUUCUGCUUAACCCCAUCUGAAGGGCCAACAGUUUCUGCUUACCUUUGGGAUUUCUUUGAAUUCGCGCCUUCACAGCUUUUAUCACUGCUGGAGUCCUAACAGACCGAGGCCGACCACUUCUUGACCUGUCAUCUACACUAGAGUCUUCAUUGUAUCGUUUGAUGGUACGAUAAACGAAUCUUUUGGUUAUAUUCAAAUUUUUCAGUAUGUUAAAAAUUUGAAUUGGCGCGUAACCGCAACGAUGCAACGCAAUAACUGCAACACGGUCUUCUUUAAGCGUCCACUCCAUAUUUAAAAAUGAGUAAAAUUCUAAAAGUAUACAUUUUUAUUUUCAUGAACAAUUCGAAAUUCGAAUUCAAUAAACUUUUUUGUGGCCAGCAUUCUAAAAGAAAAGUUUUUACUGUGUGACAAUACUUAUGACCUGACUAGUUAUUUUACUACCGGUAUUGCCAGACGAGGCCUAUCUAAUAGUGAGUGGUUAGAGUGGCUCAUGGAUGUCAGCAAUAUCAGGGACACAGCCAAGUUGUUACCUAUAUCUAAACUAUCAAUUACAGUACCCGGCGUUAAAUAUUGCACAUCGGCCGUGCGAAAGAGAAGGUUAAUUGUUGCUUCGUAGAGCGUUAUACCUGUCGCACAUUACCUAAUUGACAUUUAUUAGUCUCCUGAGAUACCGGAUUGUUAGUGUUUCGUCGCACACAGGUAACGCCCUACAACAAAAACCAAAUUAGAAGACUGUCUCUUUCCAAAUAUCGAUGUGCAAUAUUUAUUGCCUGGUACUGUACAAUUCUUAUGUUCCUUGCUACGAUUUAUGACAAUAUGCAAGAUAACUUUAGUGUUUACGUAUGCAUUGUGUUAAAGCAAUUGUUGUGCCAAAUCAUUGGUAUCAAAGAAACGUAUUAUUUCAACUAAAUUUUUUGAAAAAUAAAUAAAAAUGUAAUAAAACGGUUAAUUUUAGUGUG